CAUUAUCAAUUUUCAUAAUAUUAUAUUCAACAACAAAUUCUCUUUUAUAACGUCAAGAUGAUUGAAAUGUGGUAAAAUCUUGUCCCAUAUUUUAUAGUCAUCCCCACACAAGAUGAAAUGGACUCGCCGCGGCGCACUUAGCAACGAUCCAGGCGACUACCUCACCAUUCCGCACUUGGACGCCCCCGAGAGAGGACGUCAACGUAGCGUUACCUUUGCAGUAUCAAAGCGUAUACAACAACAGCGCCUUCUGAUCACCCAUAUGUUUGGAACCCUGGGCAGGGCCGCUAUGCGGGGCCUGACGGGGGUGCGGUCAGUCAACAUGCUGGCAGCCCCCCAGGCCCCCCCUGCCCAGGUGUUCACGAAGAUUUUCCCCCCCAUGCCUAGCCUUACCAGUCUGGCAGUGCACAAGCACAAGAUAGCGGAAGUGCUGAUGAUAGCUACAGGCGCCGCCAUCUGCGCAGCAGAAGCUAACAUGUUCCUUAACAGGAACACUGGCAAAGCCACCACCGCCACCAAGCACACUGCAGAAGACGAACAACCUAAGGCAAAGACAAGGACAAGGGUAGAGACUUACCCCUGGAUUGGUAUGCAGCCCGGUUAUCAUCAAGGGUUCUAAUGGAUCAUCUUCCAGAACAUCUGGG
Molecule: messenger RNA, 644 nt
Organism: Branchiostoma floridae (Florida lancelet)
Lineage: Eukaryota; Metazoa; Chordata; Leptocardii; Amphioxiformes; Branchiostomatidae
Exons: 5
Coding region: 113-619 (168 amino acids)
Source: RefSeq, a predicted model, not a curated record